AUCCGAACAAUGGAGCGAUGAAAGGGCGUCGCGCUUUGAGCACUUGAUUGAGGUUUGUGUUCGUGACGUCACAGUCAACUAAAUCACUUUAAAUAUGUCAAAAAGAUCCGUUUUCUUAUUCAUACCUAUCUGAUUUCAACGAGAAAGAGCUAAACUAUUCAGCCAUGCCCGACCCCUCCCAGUUUCCUGGGGGCCCCGUCUACGGGACAGGACCCGACUAUCGGAUCCACCAGCCCGCAUUCCAUUCCUACCAGGUCAAGACCUACGACAAGGUCCACCACUACGACAAAGCUCACCAACCCCUUAAAACCCACAGAUACGACAACCAGCACGUUUACGACAAGAUACGAACGUACAACGAAGUACAGGAAUACACUGUGAAGGAAUAUAAACCGCGCUUUUACACGGCCCUCAAGCCGCCGCGACCCAGGGUUCCUACCCCGACUCCUCGUCUCAACAGACCACGGACACCGGACUAUAAGUGGGCUGAACUGUAUCAUUGUUAUGAGGAACCGCUAGGACCCGACAUUACGUUAAAGGACUAUAAAUGUCACGAAUAUAGGGGCUGUGAUUACAAUCCAGUAAUGAAAGAAUACAAGCCCCCAAUAAUGAACACCUUAUCAGGAGUUCAAGGGCCUUAUCAGGGGAAUGUACAUUAUAAACUCACUAAGGAUAACUAUUACCCUUUUAGAAAAAGGAAGGAUACGACAAAAGACGUCCCUGAAAAAUACGUGAAAAAACCGAAAGAGGUAAAACCACGGAAAAAAGAAAAAUCGGUUGCAAGUUUAAAGCAUGUUGACAUAAAUGAGAACAAAGUGAGAGAGGACAGUGCAAAACAAGAGAUGACGAGUCCCGAACCUGCGCCGAUCCGUGACGAAUCCCCGCCUCACCCAGCGCCGAUUGUUGUUGCGGAGAAAAGAGAAAGAUCUCCCGAGAAGGAAAGGACGUUUGUGAAUGAAGCGGAAAAGAACGGCUUGGCAGUUGGUACGUCUGUGAUGAUGGUUUCAGCAAGUACGGGAACGGACGAUCUAAAACGCAAAAAGCGGUGUUCAAGAUGGACUCAAACCACGCCCAUUUCAAGCCCCGAGCCUUCUAUUCGAGAAAUGACUCCAGUUGAAAUCGUUAAAAAAAGCGUCAUUGUCGGUGUCCCAAAUAAGAAACGAGUUGAAACUCCGGCUAAAACGGUCACACCACAACCGUCUCCACAACCCAUUGAACAACAACAACCUUUGCCUAAUAACGUGGCGCCUGCUGCAGUCGUUAUUGCUAGUGAUCACAGACGGCGUCGGAGCCCCACUCCUUCACCCAGGGGAUACCGGCGGAGGUCUCCUUCCCCGAGGAGCAGGUCUCCUUCCCCACGACGCAGGUCACCGUCCCCAAGGCGAUAUUACAGAAACUCCCCGAGCAUCAUGCCUCUCGCAGGAUUUGCCGCCGGCACUGUUGUUGGUGGAACUGUUGUUGUUCCGGUUAAAAAUAGAACACCAACACCACCAAUGCCGCAACCCAAAGAGAAAACACCUAGUCCAAAACCAGACUCUGCAGGAUCGAGGGUUGUUCCUGCUUCGGCAGUUAUUGUGGGUGGAGCAAUGAUAAAAGACAAUGAAACGAAACCCGCCAAAUCCAAGUCUCCUUCUCCGUCCCCGAAGAAGAAAUCUCCCUCGCCAGUCAAUGAACCUUCUUCUCCUGGUCCUGAUUCACCAACCGUUGUACCUGUCGUUCCAUUAAAAUUAUCACCGAGUCGAAACAGUUCUCCUUGUAAGGAAAAGAAAAGGACUCCAUCACCAGUUGAACAAACAGCACCUGUUGUUGUUCCUGUUAUUCCAGUAAGUGCAGAAAAGAAACCAGAUUCACCGCCAGUAAAAGACAAUACUCCUCCCUCAACCCCAUCAGCUUCUCUACCAUCGAUCGAAAAUACAUCCUCGCCUAGUCCAGUAGCAGAACCAGUAAUUAUACCUGCUAUAACAACCGCAGAAGUAGAAGCAACUAAACCGGACAAUCCGCCUCCAGAGAUCCCAAAGAAGGAGGAGGACCCAGAACGACCAGUUACACUGUCACCCCGGCCCUACGAGACGACAGGUAACAGUCAAACGGAAGCAGGACCUUCACGGCGGGGUCUGCCGCCAGAGGUCGUGGCGGCGUUAGAAGCGUAUGACAACGUGCACAAGAAUCCGUUUGGUGAACAGUUUGGCCUGAAUGCUGUUAACACAAUUAAAAGGACCAUGGCUCUUACAGGUUGACGUCAGGAGGACCAGGUGUGAGCUGCUGAAAAUGUUCUUAUUUGUGUAGUCCAAUUCUACAUUAUGAGUUAACUCUAAGACGAAAGGUUCCAUCAAUUUAUUCUACAACUGGAGACAUUUUCAGUGAAAUUUCAAAAAGAUUCAUCCUUUUAGAAAAACCAGUUUGCUGCUUUAAAUAUCAUUAAAAUGUGAUAACAUACCUGCAUAUC
This is a messenger RNA of Magallana angulata, 2446 nucleotides long. Its product is annotated as serine/arginine repetitive matrix protein 1-like. The record is from RefSeq and is a predicted model, not a curated record. Lineage: Eukaryota; Metazoa; Mollusca; Bivalvia; Ostreida; Ostreidae. Bases 165 to 2237 code for a protein of 690 amino acids. The transcript is spliced from 3 exons.